AACAGGGGAUUUCUUCGUGUGGGCGUCACCAGGAAGAGUUUGGUUACACUUUCCUGUAAUGGCGGACCAGACAGAGAGCGAAACUCUUGGGUUUAACGACAGCAGAAUGGCGCAGCAGGCAGCGCGGUUCCGCAGCCCUGCCCCUGCCGCAGCCCCUGCACCGACGCCAGCCCAGACCCCAGUUUUACGAGGCCCCCCGCCGCUCCUUAGGCCACCGCCUCCUCCGUUUGGGAUGAUGAGGGGACCUCCACCAAGACCCCCGUUUGCACGACCCCCCUUUGACCCAAACAUGCCACCCAUCCCACCACCGGGAGGCAUGCCACCACCCAUUGGACCUCCUCACCUCCAGAGACCCCCUUUUCUUCCUCCUCCCAUUGGCAACCUGCCACCUCCUCCAGGGAUGCUGUUUCCUCCGGGAAUGCCUCCUGUUCCUGCGUCUGGAAGCCCGGCUCUCACUCCUACAGAGGAAAUCUGGGUAGAGAACAAGACUUCGGAGGGAAAGACAUAUUACUAUAACGCCCGGACCAGGGAGUCGUCAUGGAGCAAACCGGACAAUGUGAAGAUAAUCCAGCAGUCUGAACUCAACCCUCUCCUGGUAGCGGGGGCUUCAGCUGGUGGUUCGGGGGCAAACGUGGGAGCGAGCGGGGCCGCUAGCAACAACAGCGGCAACACGGCCGCCAGCUCAGCGCCAGCCGCCUCCCCCACUCAGACCCCGGCCUCUACCCCAACCCACACGCUCACCUCCAGCGCAGGCCCCACCACCACCCCCUCACCCUCCGCGACCAUCGCAGCCACCGUUGUAGCAGACCUCCCUCCCGUCGCCACAGUGAGUUCGUCUGUUUCCGUGUCGCCGGUCACCGUGGUGACCGUUUCCACGGUGCCGUCACCUGUCACAGCAGUCCAGACGGUCCCUCUGCUGCCAGCGGCCUUGCCUCACAGUGUGGCCCAGCCCACUGCAGCCAUACCUGCCUUCCCACCCGUCAUGGUGCCACCGUUCCGGGUGCCUUUGCCAGGCAUGCACAUCCCGCUACCAGGUGUAGCAAUGGUGCAGAUAGUAGGUGCUCCCUGUGUAAAGGCAGGCCCCGGCGCCAACGGCAUGCUCCCUGGCAUGGGUCCGCCUUUAGUUUCCAUGAUGCACCCGCAGCUGACUCUUUCGCCGGCUCCCGCUUCCAUAGCCGGAUCGCUGCAGCUUCCCGAGUGGACCGAGUACCGGACAGCCGACGGGAAAACGUACUACUACAACAACCGGACGCUGGAGUCCACCUGGGAGAAACCGCAGGCUCUCAUAGAGAAAGAAAAAGAAGCAGAAAAGGCCAAAGAAAGGAUGUUGCAGGCUGAAGCUGAGGCGAUGGAGAUGGAGGAGGAGGAGCUCAAAAUGGCAAACGCUAAUAAUGAGAAGGAGGAACCCAAAGAGGAAGAGAUGACGGAGGAAGAAAAGGCAGCUCAGAAAGCCAGGCCUAUAGCCACCAACCCUAUACCCGGCACACCUUGGUGUGUGGUAUGGACGGGGGAUGACCGGGUAUUUUUUUACAACCCGACAACACGGCUGUCCAUGUGGGACCGCCCCGAAGAGCUGGUCGGUCGAUCUGACGUGGACAAACACAUUCAGGAGCCGCCGCACAAACGAGGUCUGGAGGACAGCAAGAAGACAGGUGUGGAAAAGCAUGCUUGUUUAAAAAAAAAUCCAGCUUUAACCUGUGACAAAAAAAAAUGCAAUUUUAGCAGCUUUUAUAUUAAACAAGUUAUUUCAAUGUGCUCAGGUGUCAAGGAGGAGCCAGAGGCAGCGAUGGCCACUGAAGAUAGCCCGGAUGAGGAGCCAAGCAAAGCCAAAAAGAGAAAGAAGGAAGAAGCAAAGGAGGCAGACACUGAGAAAGAGGCAGCCAUGGAGGCAGAGCUCCGAGCGGCCAGGGAAAGGGCUGUGGUGCCCCUAGAGGCCAGGAUGACCCAGUUCAGAGACAUGCUGCUGGAGAGAGGGGUGUCUGCGUUCUCAACUUGGGACAAAGAGCUUCAUAAGAUCGUGUUUGACCCACGCUACCUUCUGCUCAACCCAAAAGAAAGAAAACAGGUUUUUGAUCAGUAUGUGAAAACACGAGCUGAAGAGGAGAGGAAGGAGAAGAAGAACAAGCUCAUGCAGGCCAAAGAUGAUUUCAGGCGGAUGAUGGAGGAUUCCAAGCUCACGCCCAAAACAACAUUUAGCGAAUUUGCCAUGAAGCACGGGAGAGAUCCGCGAUUCAAGGCCAUCGACAAGAUGAAGGACAGGGAGGCUAUUUUUAUCGAAUUUAUGACCGCCAUGAGGAAGAGAGACAAAGAAGACUCCAAAAGCAGAGGAGAGAAGGUUAGGCAGGACUUUUUCGACCUCCUAAGUGACCAGCACGUAGAGGGCAAUCAGCGAUGGAGCAAAGUGAAAGAACGGCUGGAGACCGACCCGCGAUACAAGGCCGUGGACAGCUCGGCCCUCAGAGAGGAGCUUUUCAAGCAGUUCAUGGAGAAACAAGCCAAGAAUGUGGACAUUGAGAAGGAGCGAGAGCUGGAGCGGCAGGCUCGCAUCGAGGCCAGCCUCAGAGAGCGGGAGCGGGAGGUGCAGAAGGCCCGCUCCGAACAGACCAAAGAGAUCGACCGAGAAAGGGAGCAGCACAAAAGAGAGGAGGCCAUCCAGAACUUCAAAGCCCUCAUGUCCGAUAUGGUGCGCUCCUCAGACGCAGCGUGGUCGGACACCCGCCGCAACCUGCGGAAGGACCAUCGCUGGGAGUCGGCGUCUCUGCUGGAGAGGGAGGAGAAGGAGAAGCUGUUCAACGAGCACGUGGAAGCCCUGGCCAAGAAGAAGAAGGAGCAGUUCAGGCAGCUGCUGGACGAGACCAGCAUGAUCACACUGACAACUUCAUGGAAGGAGGUGAAGAAAGUCAUCAAGGAUGACCCGCGCUGCAUUAAAUUCUCCUCCAGUGACAGAAAGAGACAGCGAGAGUUUGAGGACUACAUCAAGGACAAAUACAUCACGGCCAAGGCUGACUUCAGAACCCUGCUAAAGGAGACAAAGUUCAUCACUUACAGGUCUAGAAAGCUGAUCCAGGAGUCGGACCAACACCUGAAAGAUGUGGAGAAGGUCCUCCAGAACGACAAGCGGUACCUCGUCCUGGAGUGCGUGCCGGAGGAGCGCAGAAAGCUGAUCAUGUUCUACAUCGAAGACCUGGACCGCCGCGGCCCUCCUCCUCCUCCCACCGCCUCCGAGCCGACGCGGCGCUCCACCAAGUGACCAGCUUCAUCGCCGUCAGGGCCGUGGUCCUACUCCUCCCCGCCCCUCCCUUUGGCCAGAGCAUGACGUCCCCCCCAGCACCUCCUGAACCCCAGCCUUCAGGCUGGCCUUGCAGUGUUAUUGCUGGGGGGCUGAAUUGCUUAGAGAUGAAUGGUUACGGUCUCUGUGUUUACGUCGCCUCCUCAUCCCGCAUUCACAGCUGUGAACGGAGGUCACCUGACCUCCUGGCCGCUGUUUACCUCCUACCUGUGAUGGAGAGAGGGAAGACGACGAGGCUGUCUGAGCAGCCACACAGAUGUAAGAUAGCCGAUGUAAAUGAAGACGCGUGUGCGAGGAUGAGUGUGGCGCGCGCAUGUUUAAAUAUGAGUAUACGUUGGAGGCGUCCUUAAGCCUUACAGCUCCACUGUGCCAGUCACUCCAUCUGCGGCGCAGCGCGAAUGUUAGUUUCAGCUCAGUGGUUUAUUUCAGUGUCGCAGCAGUUUCUCUGUUGAAUAAAAUAAAAGCAACGUCCACUGUUUUUCAAUAUGA
This is a messenger RNA of Fundulus heteroclitus (mummichog), 3778 nucleotides long. It is a transcript of the gene tcerg1b, whose product is annotated as transcription elongation regulator 1b (CA150). Gene Ontology annotation, molecular function: transcription coregulator activity; RNA polymerase binding. The transcript has 20 exons. NCBI's taxonomy places the organism in Eukaryota, Metazoa, Chordata, Actinopteri, Cyprinodontiformes, Fundulidae. Bases 59 to 3250 code for a protein of 1063 amino acids. Gene Ontology annotation, cellular component: nucleus. The record is from RefSeq and is a predicted model, not a curated record.